GGGGGCCGUUAAGGACGCAACAGAGCCGUGAAGUGAAUUCUCCAGCCAAGUUCACCCUGAAGUCCUUGGCGCACCUAAAUCCUACUAAACCCGUCGCUCAGGUUUCCGAAUAGCCGCUCAAGACAUUAUAGACGCUUCUUCGGUUCCGACAACCCAUCCCCAGCCCGUCCUGUCAACGCGGCCCUGGGUUGCGGCGUGAUGCCGCUCUUUGGGCUUCUCCAGAGCCGGGCUCGCUCGGUUUGGAGGAAUCACAGCGCUUGCACUCUCACAAGUAGUGCCCAUUUUCUUUCGGGCUGGGGGCACAACAAAGCCCUCGUAAUGGGUCUGAAUGCACAGGGCUAACGCGAAAGCAAGGCCCCGUCAGGAGUAAUUGGAGCGCCCCUUCUACUUCCGCGGCAGCGGCGGCGGAGGGGCUACAACCAAAGAAAAAACGAAGGGCCAGAGCUCCAGCCACCACUCACCGAUACAGCUAUCCACCGUUCUGUUUGCGGAAGCGGCGCCUCGCCACGCGAGGAAGCUGAAAUUCAUCAGUUGCCAUCUUCAAAAUGCAGUGGAAUGUACCUAGGACUGUAUUCCAGCUGGCACAUAGGACAUGCAUGGAACCAUAUAAAGCUGGUCUUUUUGGACACUGUCAAAACAUAAAGGGACCAUUAUUUUUGCAUAAAGUUGAAUCCAGAGUAGUUUUGGUACAGGACCCUCAAAAACAACGGGUGCACUUAACCACUGCCCAGUGUGUUGCAAAGGAAAAGAAGCAAUUUAAUGCUCAUCCACCUCAACCAGGAGGCUUACCCAGUAAGCAGUGGGAGCAAGACAUUUUAUGCAGGAGGCUUGUAUCAUCCAGUGCCUCCUCCCCAGGAACUCCUUCAGGAAAAAAGGAAGAACCUGAUCCUUUGCAAGACAAAUCUAUUAGUCUUUAUCAGCGAUUUAAGAAGACAUUUAGACAAUAUGGAAAAGUUUUGAUUCCAGUGCAUCUAAUAACUUCUGGUAUUUGGUUUGGAACAUUUUAUUAUGCAGCCAUAAAAGGAGUGAAUGUCGUUCCUUUUCUAGAACUCAUUGGGUUACCUGACAGCAUAGUAAACAUUCUGAAAAAUUCCCAGAGUGGAAAUGCACUAACAGCAUAUGCCUUGUUUAAGAUUGCUACACCUGCCCGCUAUACCGCGACUUUGGGAGGAACCUCCCUCACUGUGAAGUAUUUACGCAGUCGAGGCUACAUGUCAACACCACCCCCUGUGACAGAGUAUCUACAGGACAGGAUGGAAGAGACAAAGGAACUUCUCACAGAGAAAAUGGGAGAGACAAAGGAUAGACUCACGGAAAAACUGCAAGAAACCAAAGAAAAGGUUUCUUUUAAGAAAAAAGUGGAAUAGGGUGCCUUAUGUAAUAGGCUAUAGAUAGUUCUUGCACUUUAACCCUCUGGAGACUAUGGACAAAGAUACGUGCUCCUAAAUAUUUUUUUGUAGUAUGUUGCCUAAAUAUGCCAGUUGUCUGAGGGUUAAAUAACUAAGAUACCUUUUUAGAGUUAAAUAUCAAUGGAAAAAAUCUGUGUUUUUUGAAAAGGGAAAAGGAACUGAGUAUAAGAAUUUCACAUCAAUGGCAGCAUUAAGCAAUGGUUAAUGUCUUACAAGUCAGAGCUCUUUUUCAAGGUCUUCAGAAUGAUGCUUGCUUUAUGUUUUGUUGCAGUUGAUAAUUUAUACAAAGUAGGUGACUCCUUGAAUAACUGAUGGGGCCCUGGACAGGAUGUUAACACUGGGUCUUCAUCUUUAUGCUGUUCAUGGAGGUUUUAACUGUAUUCAUUUUUCAGUUGUGGAGACAAACUGUUAUCAUUGAGACUGCCAGCAAAUAAGAGGUUAUUUAGUCUUUGUAUAAAUAUAGUAUAUAGCAGUUACAUACCAGUUAAAAUAGAGACUUAAUAUGAAGAAAGGUGAAUAGUUUGAGUCACAUAUAUGUGAAUAAGAUGUAUUGACUAUAUGUAAAUGAAAAAUUGGCCCUUUAGAAAUGAUUUUUACCUGAAGCUUAUCAUAAUCAAGUUUUUUAAAGGAAAUAUAUAUGGUCAUACUACUUUUCCAUUUAGAACAUAAAAGUAAGUAAAUUGUUUGUGUCCUUUUCAACUAAUCUUUCAGAGGAAAAGUGACAAUAAUUAUACCUUAAGGUUAUGGUUGAAAUCAAAUAUCUUAAGCAGCAACUUAGGCUUGUGGUUCUUAGGCAGACACAGGUCUGGAGGAGGGUAAAGGGUUCCAGCUGAGGAACUGCUGAGGGUUGCCCUGCCUCCAAGACAGCCUUUGUCUCCACAAGCCAGCACCUUCUCCCAGUGUCUUCAUUUCAGAGUUGACGCUGGUUUCAUAAUGGAAUAAAUUUGUAAAUUGCAGCUGCUCCUUUUCCCCUCAUAUUGAAAUAUCCUUGCCUGAGCAUUUCACUUGAAUUUUUUUUUAAUAGCAAAACUAUCAUUAAAUGAUCUGCUUAGAAUGAAAUUAAGCUGGUGUCAGAUGUCAAAGUUGCUAUGAUGGUGUGGGUAUGUUUGAGGAUGGGUGUCUCUCUUUCCUUUUACUCCAUUUCCUUUGGUUCUAACCCUUGAAUUGGUAUCUGAAGAGGGAAUGGGCUCUAUCUAGAUCAUCUUUGUUUUGAGUGUCUGGUAAACGGAGAGACAGUCAGAGGCCCUGGCAGAAACAGCCCUGCAGGGAUCAGUGCUCAUCAGCAGGAUUUUCUGUUAAAUACUUAGUAUGGCCAAAUUUAGAAAAUACUUUUUAAAGGGAAAAAAGUUUACAUUUGAAACAUCUGAUUCCCAUUAUAUUGGAAGCAUCUCCAUUAUAUUGGAGCAUGUUUUAAUUUACUAUCUUGUGGUUGUACAGAGCGGUGAGGGGUCUGAUCAUACAGUCCUGAUCAGGUAGAAUGGCUUGUCUUCAUGGCAUGAUUUCAAAUUAACAGCACAUUUUCAAAUCUAAACACAACAUGUUUUAGCUUGUUUUAUUAAGUAAUUGAUAUGUUUGCAAAUAUGACAUGGUAAGAAUCUACAAAUUUCUUGUUUUUAUUUUUUAACCAUUUGAGACUAUGCCUGUGUUUUUAAAAUCUUGUGUUUUAUGUAACUCUUUCUUCUAAAUCAAUUUCUAAAUAUGUGAAAACUCUUUUCACAUUGCACAGGGCAUAUUUUCCACUGGGGAUGAAUUGUGGUUUCGUAAAGUCACUGAGACUAAAUUUUCCUUUUCCUGGCUAUCUACCUUCUUCUGUUCAGUCCAUUUGAGUUUUGUUGCCAUCCAAAUUGGGUUGUGUUUAUCCAGCUAUAGAAAGUGAGAUGCUGAUGAGUGCUUUGGAAUUCUCUAGUAAAAUAUUCUCUGAAGAUGUGAGAAAUUUUUCUGUCAUCAUUUGGCAUCAGGAAUAUUUGUAUCAUGUCAAAUGCUGUUGGGAGCAUAUUGCUAACCUAGUUCUUCAGGCACAAUACAGUAGCUUAAAAGGGUGAUACCUGUAAUGGGUUGUUUGGGUGCUAAUCCUAGGGUAACAGAAUAUAGUGAUGUGUAUCAACUUAAAUGAAUUAUCAAUUUAUAUAGUAAAUGCAUGUAGUUUGCUAUAUAUAAUAAACCCUAUUUCAUUUACA
Messenger RNA from Manis pentadactyla (Chinese pangolin), 3586 nucleotides. It is a transcript of the gene MIMS1, whose product is annotated as family with sequence similarity 210 member A. The transcript is spliced from 4 exons. NCBI's taxonomy places the organism in Eukaryota, Metazoa, Chordata, Mammalia, Pholidota, Manidae. The record is from RefSeq and is a predicted model, not a curated record. Gene Ontology annotation, cellular component: mitochondrion. The coding region runs from base 546 to 1367 and encodes 273 amino acids.